GGGAGCAGAAGGACUGAUCCCUCGCCUGAAGAGGUCAUUCUGUCUUUGGCUGCCACUUGUUGCUGUAAUCGGGCUACUACAUUCGCCGAGAAGUCAUUAAUUAAAUACGGCGUUUUCCUCGCGAUCUCAAUGUUCGGUCAGCAGCUUACACACUUCUAACGCGUUUAAAGGGAUUACUUUUGAACAAUAUCGUGUCGUCACAACUCGAGGAAGAAGCAUGGUUGAAAACACCAGUAUAGCAACAAAAUCUGCUCUGCAAGCAGCUUUCUCAACGGCGAAAAACCAUCCGCUCCUGGCGUCUGCCCACCACCACAUCUCCGGCUCACAGUCCCAUCCGCCAAGCGGAGGCAUGAAGUUGGAGGCGGUCAUGGAAAACCUCCAGCGACAACAGGCUGCGCGCCUGGCUCUAGAGGAGAAACUCCGCCAUUCAGUGAAAGAAAAAGGGGUCCGGGCCAUAGUGGAGUCUCAGAUGCAGCAACAAGCCAUAGCCUUCCACCAGUAUCAGGCAGCAGUCCGGGGCUCUUUAGCCGCAGGAGCACCUGAUUCACGUUCGGCUGCAAACUCACCCUACCUUGCGCGUCACGCGUUGCACAGGCGAACAGAGUCAUCGGAUGAUCCCGACACAGACGAUGAACCAGCGUACAGUCACUGGGAGGACGCUGAAGAUCAGUAUCUUGAGGAAGAUGACUUUAAAGACCACAGGGUCGUGGAUGAAGACACUGACGAAGACUUAACAAACUUGCCCCGCCACUCACUCCAAAAGAAAGACGGACAUGAUCCUAAGGGAGUCGCCGUGCAUGUGCUCUCUGGUGUCGGCUUGCCAUCGUAUCCCGCGCCGAAGCAACCAGUUUCACCUGGGGGAGUGGCAGCGCAUAUACAAACACACCAGCACGAAUGGACUUACGAAGAGCAAUUUAAACAGCUGUAUGAGUUGGAUGGUGAUGAAAAACGAAAAGAAUUUCUUGAUGAUCUCUUCAGCUUCAUGCAGAGGAGAGGGACUCCAGUGAAUCGGAUUCCUAUCAUGGCCAAGCAGGUGUUGGAUCUCUACACUCUGUACAAGCUUGUGACAGAAAAAGGCGGCUUAGUAGAAGUCAUCAAUAAGAAGAUAUGGCGUGAGAUCACCAAAGGCCUAAACCUCCCUACCUCUAUUACUAGUGCAGCUUUCACUCUCAGAACACAGUAUGUGAAGUAUCUCUAUCCCUAUGAAUGUGAAAAGAGGGGGCUGAGCUCUCCGGAUGAGCUCCAGGCAGCUAUUGACGGUAACCGGAGGGAGGGGCGCAGGCAGGGCUAUGGGUCGGCCUUAUUCAACUACUCCCCGGUCGGGACGCCCACCAUCCUCUCCUCGCCAAAGAUCCAGAUGCCUCCGAUGUCUAUGACCACAGCCAAUGGCAGCCACAUCGCACAGGCCUUAUUCAUCAAGAAAGAAGAGCCCAUGCUGUCCAGCUGCAGGCCCGGUCACCUGGCCAUCCCCAUACCUCUCUCCGGGCAGCACAUGGCAGCGGCGCAGGCGGCUGCAGCUGCACAGGCGUUAGCGCUGGAGCAGCUGCGGGAAGAGCUGGAGUCCGGCGAGCCCCCGGAGAAGAAGAUGAUGCUGCUGGCCGAGGAGCAGCAGAGGAUAAUGCAGCACAGGCUCCAGCAGAACCUGUUCGCCAUGGCAACACAGCUGCCAAUGAACAUCAAGCUCAACAGCAGAGAUGACAGACAAGAGACUGCAUUGAACCUGUCUACCAACUGCAUUAGCAGCAUCAACAUGUCAAUAGAAAUAAAUGGAGUUGUCUACACAGGUCUCCUUUUUGGUCGGAAGCAAGCCAUUCCAGUCACGCCGGGAAAUAACGGGAGCAGCCUCUUCACCUCUCAGGGAAAAUCCGGUCCAGGUUUGCCAGCUCACAUCCAGUCAUCGUCCUCCUCCUCCUCAUCCCAUGGACACGCCUCCAGUAGCUCCUCGCCCUAAGCAGCGCUGACCUUUGCCUCAAACCGCCAACCAUUCCCUAAAUCACAAAUUCUACAGUCUGUGAAAGUAAUACAGAGAAUUAAGGGGUUUUGAGGAUGAAUAAUUUUUUCCUGGUGAAACAAUCAAGUGAUUCUACAUGAAC
Messenger RNA from Megalops cyprinoides (Indo-Pacific tarpon), 2093 nucleotides. RefSeq names its product AT-rich interactive domain-containing protein 3A-like. The transcript is spliced from 8 exons. Bases 218 to 1951 code for a protein of 577 amino acids. Gene Ontology annotation, molecular function: DNA binding. Gene Ontology annotation, cellular component: nucleus. NCBI's taxonomy places the organism in Eukaryota, Metazoa, Chordata, Actinopteri, Elopiformes, Megalopidae. Gene Ontology annotation, biological process: regulation of transcription by RNA polymerase II. The record is from RefSeq and is a predicted model, not a curated record.